This is a messenger RNA of Helianthus annuus (common sunflower), 2999 nucleotides long. RefSeq names its product protein PAF1 homolog. The record is from RefSeq and is a predicted model, not a curated record. Gene Ontology annotation, biological process: transcription elongation by RNA polymerase II. NCBI's taxonomy places the organism in Eukaryota, Viridiplantae, Streptophyta, Magnoliopsida, Asterales, Asteraceae. The transcript has 12 exons. Gene Ontology annotation, molecular function: RNA polymerase II complex binding; chromatin binding. Gene Ontology annotation, cellular component: Cdc73/Paf1 complex. The coding region runs from base 643 to 2685 and encodes 680 amino acids.
AUCAUCAAUUUAUUUCAAGAUUAGAUUUAGAGAAAUUGAACGCCUCCAUUUACCCCUACCGUCUGAAUACCUUAAGCUCCCCCUCACUCUCACAUCUCCGAUCACUUUUCCGGCCACUUUCUCUCUCUAAACACACUUUCUCAAUUCUCUCUCUACACAUUCUUCAAUCUCACUCAUCCAUUAUCCCCUACAUCUCAUCUUCAACCUCUCAAAUCACCUACAUACACACACAAUUCACACAACACCUUCUAUUUCAACAGCAUCGUAAUCAUACCCGUGAGUUUGUUCCAUUAAUCCGUUGUUUACUCCGUAUUUGAUAUCGUUUCGUGUUCCCUAGGGUUUUGAUCCGGUUAAUUUGAAGAAAAAAACGAUAGUUUUGACGUAAUUUCUCGUUCUAGGGUUUCGAAAUUAGGCGUUUUUGUUCGUUGCGAUAUAAUAAGAUUGUUUUAGAAGAUUAGGUUAUUUAGCUGUAUAGCUUUUGCAUUGAAUUGCAUACAACACAUUUAAUCUUAUUAGCUUGUUCCAGAAAUUAGGUUUUGAUCUGGUGAUUAUUAGUUUGUUCAUAUCUACUGGUUUCCUAGGGUUUAGUUGGUUAAGUUGAAUAGUAAUAUCUAGUUCAGUAGAGUUAAAAUACCUUAGGGCAUGGCGUAUCGGCCGUUCCCUCCACCGCCACAGCCUCCGCUACCGAACCACGGUUCACUUCCACCUCCGCCACUUGCUCCUCUGCCCCGACCAAGUGGAAACCAGUAUGCUCAGAAUUGGGGGUAUCCGAAUUCGAAUUUUCAACAAGGUGGUUACGCGGUUCCACCUGGAAACGCUGUUGGCAAUCAGCAACAGCAGUUUACGUCGUAUCCGCCACCACCGCCGCCUCCAGAGUCUUCGUAUCCGCCACCACCGCCUCCUUCCCAGCCUGCACCACCACCAGGACCGCCAGGACAAAUGUACUUUCCGGCAUCUCAAUACUCCCAGCCUGUGCAACCGCCUCCACCGCCACCUUCUUCUCCACCUACUUCUUCAGUCCCGCCGCCUCCGCCAGCAUCACCGCCUCCUCCUCCACCGCCUUCAUCUGCCCCUGCUAGUAAUCAAACUAAGGAAAUCAGACAAGAUGGGCAUAAAAGGCCUUCUAAUGAUGUGGAAAGUAAUAAAGGGCAUCAUGCGGGUCCUUCUAGACAGCAUUCUAAGCCGUCUAAUUUACCGCCUGUGCCAGCAAGAAAGUCGAAUGGCCCUUCGGGUAGAGUUGAGACUGAAGAAGAAAGAAGGUUGCGGAAAAAGAAAGAAAUGGAGAAGCAAAAGCAGGAAGAAAAACAUAGGCAGCAGCUGAAGGAAUCUCAAAGUAAAAUCCUUCAAAAAACUCAAAUGUUAUCUUCAGGGAGUAAGCCACAUGGUUCGAUUACUGGGUCGCAUAUGGGCGAUAGGAGGGCCACAUCGUUUUUGAGUGGUGAAAGGAUCGAAAAUCGAUUGAAGAAGCCAACUACUUUUCUUUGCAAGCUGAAAUUUCGGGAUGAGUUGCCAGAUACAACAGCUCAACCAAAGCUUUUGUCUAUAAGGAGAGAUAAAGAUAGAGCUGCUAAAUACUCGAUCACUUCACUGGAAAAGGUUCAUAAGCCUCAAUUGCAUGUUGAGCCAGACCUUGGGAUACCGCUUGACCUACUCGAUCUCAGUGUAUACAACGCUCCGAAGGAUGAAAUACAUCACAUUGACCCUGAAGACCGGAUAUUGUUGCAAGAGGAUACUAGUUCAACCCCAAUAAAAAAAGAUGGACUUAAAAGAAAAGAACGCCCCACAGAUAAAGGGAUGUCUUGGUUGGUCAAAACACAAUAUAUAUCUCCUCUUAGCACUGAUGCUACAAGACAGUCUUUGACUGAAAAACAAGCGAAAGAUCUAAGGGAAAAACGCGGGAACUCCAUACUGGACAAUCUCAAUAGUAGGGAAAGGAAAAUUAAGGACAUUAAGGCCUCAUUUGAGGCUUGCAAAUCACGUCCUGUUCAUGCAACUAACAAAAAACUGCAACCUGUUGAGAUUUUACCUCUAUUCCCAGAUUUUGAUCGGUGGGAUGAUCAAUUUGUUGUUGCAACCUUUGAUGGUCCUCCGACUGUUGAUUCAGAAAGCUACAAUAAAAUGGAUAAAUCUGUUAGAGACGCCCAUGAAUCUCAGGCUGUUAUGAAAAGCUUUGUGGCAAACAUCUCUGACCCAGCUAAACCGGACAAGUUUCUGGCUUACAUGGUUCCUUCGGUUGGUGAGCUAUCAAAGGAUAUUUAUGAUGAAAAUGAAGAUAUUUCUUACACGUGGGUUCGUGAAUAUCACUGGGAUGUACGGGGUGAAGAUGCAGAUGAUCCUACAAAUUUUCUUGUGGUAUUUGGUGAAUCAGAGGCUCGUUACAUGCCUCUGCCAACAAAGCUCAUGCUUAGGAAAAAACGAGCCCGAGAAGGAAAAACAACAGAUGAGGUUGAACAUUUCCCUGUUCCUGCAAGUAUCACAGUGAGGCAAAGAUCGCAUGUUUCAGUUGAUAUGAAGGAAACCGAGAGUUAUGGUGGUUUAAAGGGGAGAAAUUCAAACCCUAGGCAUCACGGUAGAAUGGAAAUUGACGAUGAUGUCAAUCGACAUCAGCAUCAUCAUCAUCAUAACGACAUGGAUGAUGGUGAUAUGGACCAAUCAAGUGGAGCCGAGGAUUAUUUAUCCGAUUAACAUCUUCAAGGGUAGUUAUGGAAAUUGAAAAAAAAGAAGCUAAAAUAGCUCCAAAAAUGGAAUGAGAAAACAGAAUAUACAAAAUCUGCAGUGUGAGGUAACUGGUAAGUCAUUUUCUCACUUGUUAUCGUUUUUCCCCAUUUUUUACUGGUUGCGUUUUAUUAUAACACCCUAUUAUGUUGAAAACAUGUAGAUUAUGUAUUGCAAGCUUUAACAUAUUUCUGUACACAAGUGUUUAUUUUAUUUUUGAAGAAUCGGGAAUCUUGUUUGCUCAUUCAUAAAAUCUGAGUUCUGUUGAUUUUGAGUUAAAAAAA